AUGAUUAAAAAAUUUGAAGAUGAAAACUGUUCCAUCACAGACAAAGUGAAGAAUUUGCGAUCGUUAGUAUCCACACGCUUAAAAUUCUGGCAAAAUUGGUUGAUCAUUGUAGACAACGUAGUACAGCUCAGCAAAAUUUCUUCAAUACUUCCACAAGUUGGUGAUCCCAUGUGGAUAAAUGGACAAAUCAUAGUAACCAUCCAGAACACAGAUGCCGUACCUCAAGAAGAUGAGUUUAACAAACAUAUUUCUAUCAGAAGUGGAAUGAAUGAUAGGGAAUGUUUUCAACUGUUGAAGCAUUACACUAUUGAAAAUGCUGAUGAUCAAUUGUUAAAUGAAGUAUCAAACGCAUUAGAUCGUCAACCGCUGGCUUUGGCUGCUGCUGUUUAUUAUAUCAGUCGUGUAAACAAAGCAAACUGCCCAUUUACUUGGGGUCAAUAUUUAAAGAAAAUAUCUUCAGAACAAGAAGAAAGCAUGGACGCCACUUUUGUGAAAUUUAACUCGGUAUAUCCUAGAAGUAUGCUACAAGCUUCACUUUUAGCUGUCAGACAAAAUGCUGAAGAAUCGUCAUUAUUGGCAAAUGUUAUUAACUUUUUUUCCAUCAUAUCGUUUGAUCCUAUACCACGAGACAUUAUUGUUUUUUAUGUUCAAGAAAUUGACACCAAAUACUCAAAAGAAGAUAUAUGUCUUUCUUUAAAGGACUGCUCAUUGUUCUUGCAUUCAGAAAAUAAUGACGUUAGUCUACAUCGCAUUGUUCACAAAGCAACCGUUGUUUUCCAAUCUGAACAGUUGAAUGAAGAACAUAAAAUGGAGCAAGGCUGCAAUUUGACUUCUUAUCAACAUACCUUUGAUCAAAUAUUUAAAGCACUUUACAAGUUUAAAGAUAGAGACGACGAAAGCAAAUUGAUGCCACAUCUUGAAAAAAUUCUUCAAUUAUUAAAGACCAACAAGACAAAAAUCAACAUGAAUACUUUACAAGUUUUCCAAUAUUUUGUUAACAGAUUAAGACAUUUUGGAAAAUACGAUCUUGCUCUUGAACUAUUGGAUGAAUUUAAAUCUGAAGAAUUAAGAUUUAACAAAGCUUGGUAUUUUACUGAGCUCGGUAAUUUAUACGAUUACAUGGGAAAAUAUGACAAAGCUAAAAGUUAUCAUGAAAAGGCUUUGGAAAUUGAAAAACAAUCUUUAGGUCCAUGUCAUGUUAAUGUCGCUGGGUCUUUAAAUAAUCUUGGUUUGGUGUAUAGUAAAAUUGGAAACUACGACAAAGCUAUAGAGUUUUAUGAAAAAGCUCUGGAAAUUAAAAAACAAUCGUUAGGUCCAAAUCAUGUUAAUGUCGCUUGGUCUUUAAACAAUCUUGGUACGGUGUUUUGUAAAACUGGAAACUACGACAAAGCUAGAGAGUUUUACGAAAAAGCUCUGGAAAUUAAAAAACAAUCGUUAGGUCUAAAUCAUUUUGAUGUUGCUGGGUCUUUAUUUGGUCCAAAUCAUGUUGAUGUCGCCUCGUCUUUCAACGAUCUUGGUAAUGUGUAUUCUAAUAUUGGAAUUUACAACAAAGCUAUAGAGCUUAACAAAAAAGCUCUGGAAAUUCAAAAACAAUCGUUACGUCCAAAUCAUGUAGAUAUUGCAGUGUCUUUAAACAAUCUUGGUUUGGUGUAUUAUAAAACUGGAAACUAUGACAAAGCUAUAGAGCUUAACAAAAAAGCUCUGGAAAUUCAAAAACAAUCUUUAGGUCCAAAUCAUGUCGAUGUCGCUAUGUCUUUGAACAAUCUUGGUAUGGUGUUUGCUAAAACUGGAAGUUACGACAAGGCUAGAGAGUUUUACGAAAAAGCUCUGGAAAUUCGAAAACAAUCGUUAGGUCCAUAUCAUGUUGAUGUCGCUGAAUCUUUAAACAAUCUUGGUUUGGUGAAUUAUAAAACUGGAAACUAUGACAAAGCUAUAAAGCUUAACAAAAAAGCUCUGGAAAUUCAAAAACAAUCGUCAGGUCCAAGUCAUGUUGAUGUCGUUAUAUCUUUAAACAAUCUUGGUAUGUUGUUUGAUAAAACUGGAAAUUACAAUAAAGCUAGAGAGUUUUACGAACAAGCUCUGGAAAUUCGAAAACAAUCGUUAGGUCCAAAUCAUGUUGAUGUUGCUGGGUCUUUGAACAAUCUUGGUGCUGUGCUUAAAAAAACUGGAAACUACGAUAAAGCUAUAGAAGUUCAAGAAAAAACUCUGGAAAUUCUAAAACAAUCGCUUGGUCCAAAUCAUGUUCAUGUCGCUGCGUCUUUAAACAAUCUUGGUGCGAUGUUUCAAAAAACUGGAAAUUACGACAAAGCUAUAGAGUUUCACGAAAAAACUAAGGAAAUUCGCAAAAAAACGUCAGGAACUAGUCAGGUUUAUGUCGCUGAGUCUUUUAAAGAAUCUUGGUGUGAUGUAUUAUGAAACUCGGGAAUAUGUCAAAGCUUUACAGUUAUAUUUUGUUAGCAACGUGUUUCAAAGAAAAUUGUACCUUCCAAAUUAUGUUAAUCCUAAUUUUAAUUCAACUCCUUUCUCCCUCAGAAGGUAUUUUUGGUAAUGAACAAAACGUUUGCAGUUUGCAUUUUGUGAGUUAAAAUGAACCUAAAGAUGUAAUGAUUCUUGUCUAUAUAUAGUUUCACUGAUACCUAGUCAAUAAACAUACUCUACAGGCCAGGAAACAUCCUAAGUAGAACUUAGAAGUGCCCAUGCCCUGAAUCUGACAUUCUCCUUUAGAUUUUUUUCUAAAUUAAUUUGUUUUUAUGUUAUAACUAAGUACUAAUUUUUAUUUUAGGUUCACAAACGUACUAAAGUAUAUUGGGAUAACAGAAUUUUAUGACAUAAAUUUUGUUAAAUAAAUACUAUCUUGUUA
Molecule: messenger RNA, 2860 nt
Organism: Xenia sp. Carnegie-2017
Lineage: Eukaryota; Metazoa; Cnidaria; Anthozoa; Malacalcyonacea; Xeniidae
Product: nephrocystin-3-like
Exons: 4
Coding region: 1-2415 (804 amino acids)
Cellular component (GO): kinesin complex
Molecular function (GO): protein binding
Source: RefSeq, a predicted model, not a curated record